Scomber scombrus (Atlantic mackerel) is the source of this 4493-nucleotide messenger RNA. It is a transcript of the gene gnas, whose product is annotated as GNAS complex locus. Gene Ontology annotation, molecular function: D1 dopamine receptor binding; GTP binding; G-protein beta/gamma-subunit complex binding. Gene Ontology annotation, cellular component: heterotrimeric G-protein complex. Bases 926 to 2065 code for a protein of 379 amino acids. Lineage: Eukaryota; Metazoa; Chordata; Actinopteri; Scombriformes; Scombridae. Gene Ontology annotation, biological process: adenylate cyclase-activating dopamine receptor signaling pathway; sensory perception of chemical stimulus. The transcript has 12 exons. The record is from RefSeq and is a predicted model, not a curated record.
ACACAGCGAAGAACAGCCAUCACAAAUAAGGAGGACAAAUCGGGGGGAUAGUGGAUCGUUUCGGAGUUGGAGGUGGUGGGGGAUCCAGCCGAGAAGACAGCCGCAGUGAGUUUGGAGCCGUUUUGGGCUGAUUCGAUGCGGAGAAUGAAAAGGAGCCGGAUGACGACGGAAGCAAUGAAAAUAUCACACAUGUAGCUCGUUUGGGUGUAAAUAUUAUUCUCCUUCCUCCUGUCCUGCUGCCCCCCCCGCCUCCCCGACGAAGACAGCCGUUGGGGAGACAGAGAAAUAGAUAGAGAGUCAAAGUGUGAACCUAUGGAAAUGUUUAUGAUGAGAGGAGACGUGGAAACGAGCCGCGCCACAGUACGGGCGAGCCUUUCGGACACGCCGAGUUCGGCUCCUUGUCACGGGCAGCAGUGAGACGCAAGACCCGGGCUUUUGGAGAUGCAAAUUAGGCUGUGUGUUCUGCCUCCGUUUGAGGUGAAACCCCGCUUUUUGGUAUCUUAACACACAUUGUGGAUUACACAUUUUUACACAGCUGACUCGGGGAGGACACAGAGUGGGAAAACAAAACAGUAAAACUACACUGCAUGUGAAGGAGGAGAAAAAAAAGCCCAAAGCAGGAUUCAGCAAACUGAGAAGGCGGCCUCGGUGUCGUCAGCAACAGUAUCCUGCCCUUUCUCUGACAGCAAAAUACGCGUUAUGGACAUAUAAUUUCUACCGUGCUGCACCACGGACAGUUUUUGGAGCAGACAAGGGACGUGAAACGGUGUAAAUGUGGGUGACACUGCUGCCAAAUUCGUGGGUCAAACGAGGGAUCUAGACUAGUUUAUUUAUUUUUCUUUCUACAUAUCCCCCCCUCCACCUCCACUUCUUCUUCUUCCUCCUCCUCCCCUGGACCCCCUUUUUUCUUUUUUCUUGCGGGAAGAUGGGUUGUUUGGGCAACAGUAAGACCGAAGACCAGAGAAAUGAGGAGAAGGCACAAAGAGAAGCAAACAAAAAGAUAGAGAAGCAGCUCCAAAAAGACAAACAGAUAUACAGAGCAACACACAGACUACUACUUUUAGGAGCUGGUGAGUCAGGAAAGAGCACCAUAGUGAAACAGAUGAGGAUCCUACAUGUCAACGGCUUCAAUGCAGAAGAGAAGAAGCAGAAAAUUAAUGACAUCAAGAAUAAUAUUAAAGAAGCUAUUGAGACCAUAGUUACAGCUAUGAGCACCCUGACACCACCGGUGCAGUUAGCGUGUCCAGAGAACCUGUACCGGCUCGAAUACGUCCUCAACCUCGUCAGCCAGAAGGACUUUGAUUUUCCAUCUGAGUUUUACGACCAUGCAAAGACACUGUGGUUGGACGAGGGGGUCAAAGCGUGCUAUGAGAGAUCCAACGAGUACCAGCUAAUCGACUGUGCACAAUACUUUCUGGACAAGAUUGAAAUUGUGAAGCAGAGUGACUACACUCCGACAGAUCAGGAUUUGCUGCGGUGCAGAGUACUGACUUCAGGGAUCUUCGAGACAAGAUUCCAAGUGGACAAAGUUAAUUUCCAUAUGUUCGAUGUCGGUGGUCAAAGAGACGAACGCCGGAAAUGGAUUCAGUGCUUUAACGAUGUAACGGCCAUCAUCUUUGUGGUGGCCAGUAGCAGUUACAACAUGGUGAUCAGAGAGGACAAUCAGACCAACCGUUUACAGGAGGCCCUCAACCUCUUCAAGAACAUCUGGAACAACAGGUGGCUGCGGACCAUUUCUGUCAUCUUGUUCCUAAAUAAACAGGACCUGCUAGCGGAGAAGGUGUUGGCAGGGAAGUCCAAAAUUGAGGAAUACUUUCCUGAAUUUGCUCGCUACACCACACCUGACGAUGCAACACCAGAGCCUGGAGAGGAUCCACGUGUUACAAGAGCAAAGUACUUCAUAAGAGAUGAAUUCCUGAGGAUCAGCACAGCGAGCGGGGACGGGAGGCACUACUGUUACCCCCACUUCACCUGCGCUGUUGACACGGAAAACAUCCGCCGUGUCUUCAACGACUGUCGAGACAUCAUCCAGAGGAUGCACCUGCGACAGUACGAGCUGUUGUGAUGGGAGAAGAAAGGUGUUCGGCCAAAAAAAAAAAACGCAAAAACAGAUCGGACUAUGAAACACCCUGAGUCUCUGAACUCCCCUCUCUUCCAAAGAGGUGUGCGAGCUCUUGUGAAGGCCAAAAGACACACACGUACACACACGUACACACACUUACAUUAAACACACUCUGAAGCCAGAACUUCCCCUGAUGCAAACUCCUUACCUGCAGUAGAUCUUUUGAUGGAUGAAGGGUUUGAGGGGGUAACACAAGAACGGACUCUGAUCUCCAACACCACUUUCAGCCAUACUCCCAGCUCCUCGCCUCUCGAACAUCACGCAUUGUCCCCGCACACGUAACCUUCACCUUCCCCAAAGUCUGGACUGUAUCUCCUGCAGUGAGGAAGGUUCGAGCUGCGGUAGAGAUGGAAGUGCAACUCGGAAAGAGAUAAAUGUUGAAUUACUGCAAAUAGAGAAUAAACGCGUCACAACAGAUCAACUGAACACUGUAUCUAAUGAAAACACAAGCACUGUGCUCAGGACUCGACACUGAUCCUUCCAAUCACUUGCAUACAUCCACAAAUACAACCACGGGAUCUGCUUGCACACAGAAAAAACGCAUCACACCUGCUUUUUACUGGACUGCAUAACCGGGGCGGAUCCAGAAACAUACUGAUCCGCCUACUGUAGCAGCAGCCGACAAGUGACCUGCUCACUGAGCUGUCGGCUGGUAUUUUUUGCCUUCACAGUGCUUUGAAAUCAAACAGACUGAGCGACUGCACAGCUGAGCCCCGAGGAGCAGUGUUACCACGUUGACGGACUAAAACGGACCAGGCUGCAGGGGGGGGAGGGGCCGGGAUCACAAAAACAGGACAGAGCUGACUCCGAUGUGAAUUUCUCUGCUGAGUUUCAGACACAUUCGAGAGGGACGACGAUGACGACGAUCCCUCGACUCCUCCACAGAACAGUUUUGCCACCUGACUUUGCCUCGUUGAUAGUGGAGCAAAACGUGAGGAGGAUAUAUUGAGUUUAAAACAAAAAAGAAACAAAAAACAUAAUGCCAACUUUUAUGGAACUUAACAAACGGAGGGCAAAAAGCAUCCUUCUACAGUACAGUACCAUAUAAGUUAAAGAGAACUCUCAUCUUGUCAUGAUUGACCCUGUUUUACUGUCUGCACAGCUGUUUUUGUCUGUGUAGACUUUUGUGCCAUUGUGCCCUGGGCGCUUUCUUUAUCUUUACUCUUCCUGUCUCUUGUCAUUCUCUCCCUGUUCUUUCUCCUCUGCCGAUUCUACUCACUUCUCCCUCUCUUUCUCUCUCCUCCUUCACUCCUCCGCCACCUCCCCAUCUGCACUUUUACUUUACAGGCAGUGCUCUUUUUUUGUUUUUUGUUUUUUUAAAGAAAAGAAAAUAUAAUAAUCCCGGACUUUAAAUAGAAAAAAGGAAGAAGAUGACAGCAACAAACGGGACGCUUUUUUUUUUUUUCACUCGUGGUCAAACAACCUGCUAACACCUCCCUCUAUCUUUCCUCUUCUCUCCUCCCCAACCUCUUGCUCCUUUGUAUGUCUGUCUUUAUUUUACUUUACUGCUGAACUAUUAUUCUUGUACAGACUGUAAAAUGUAUUAUUUUGUACAACUUUAUUGAAAAAAAUUACUUUUAGAAGAUCCCUGUGCCUUGAUCACGACUGUACGUGUGUAAUGAGCUAAAGUGGGUGUCAUACUGCGCUGUAUAGCUUGGCCAAUCCCCUCCUAACUCUGCCUCCCUUGCCACUUCCUUCUCUUUCUUUACCCCCCCCCCCCCCCCCCCCCCACCUCUCUAUCUCUCUGUCUCUUGCUCUCUCUCCUCUGUCGUCUCUCUCUCUCUCUCUCUCUAGGCUGGAGGACAACCAUUCGUAGCUUUUGUAGUUUUAUUUCUCUCUCCUCUCCUAUCCUCCCAUUCUCUCUUUAUGAUUUAAAUGUCUAUUUUUGGAUCCAUAUACCCCAAAAAGAUAAAUAUAUGAAAUGUAUAUGGGUUUUAAAAAAAAAAGUAUUUUAUUAGAAAUCAAAUGAACCUUGACAAAUUGUACACUUGAUAGUGUGCGUAUUGCUAUAACUUAAAUCCUUUCAACUGAAGUUGUGUUCAGGUUUCUUUUGUUUUCCUCCGUUGACAUCUGCGAAGGACAUUUUGAAGGGUUAAAGAGGAGAUGACAGAUGGAAAAUGUUGCUUGUUUCUACACAGAUCGUAUUCUUUUGCUACCAAAAGACCAAAAAAAAAAGUGACAAAAACAUAAAUUAUUUUCAGUUUAUUUUCUGAUGAGGGGGGAGGGGUUCUCCUUCCUAGCCUUGCACAGCAGAGGUGGCCUGUACAGUAUUAGCAUCUCUCUCAUUUCAGUGCCCUAGUCUUCAUUUAAUGUGUACAUCAAAUAUGGGUCUCUACUUUCUGAAAAGGAGCUCUAAGAAAUAAAAGUUUUU